Molecule: messenger RNA, 4583 nt
Organism: Psammomys obesus (fat sand rat)
Lineage: Eukaryota; Metazoa; Chordata; Mammalia; Rodentia; Muridae
Gene: Crtc3
Product: CREB regulated transcription coactivator 3
Biological process (GO): positive regulation of transcription by RNA polymerase II
Cellular component (GO): cytoplasm; nucleus
Molecular function (GO): cAMP response element binding protein binding
Source: RefSeq, a predicted model, not a curated record
GUUCAGUUUCAGAAGCUUCAGCAGCUGCGUCUGACACAGUACCACGGGGGAUCCUUACCCAACGUGAGCCAGCUGCGGAGCAACGCCUCGGAGUUUCAGCCAUCAUUUCAUCAAGCUGAUAAUGUUCGUGGAACCCGCCACCAUGGCCUGGUGGAGAGGCCAGCCCGGAACCGCUUCCACCCGCUUCACCGAAGGUCGGGGGACAAGCCAGGGAGACAGUUCGACGGGAAUACUUUGGCAUCCAGUUACUCCUCGCAGCCCCUGGAUGAGAGCUGGCCAAGGCAACAGCCACCUUGGAAGGAAGAAAAGCACCCUGGAUUCAGGCUAACGUCUGCACUUAACAGGACCAAUUCCGAUUCUGCUCUUCACACGAGUGCUCUGAGCACCAAGCCCCAGGAUCCCUAUGGAGGAGGAGGCCAGUCAGCCUGGCCCGCCCCAUACAUGGGUUUCUGUGAUGGUGAAAAUGAUGGCCAUGGGGAAGGAGCAUCCUUCCCUGGUCCCCUGAAAGAAGAGAAUCUGUUAAAUGUCCCGAAGCCACUGCCUAAACAACUGUGGGAGACCAAGGAGAUCCAGUCCCUGUCCGGGCGCCCUCGGUCCUGUGAUGUUGGGGGUGGCAAUGCUUUUCCACAUAAUGGCCAAAAUGUAGGCCUCUCACCGUUCCUGGGGACCCUGAACACUGGAGGGUCGUUACCAGAUCUAACCAGCCUCCACUACUCAGCGCCCAUGCCAGCCUCCCUGGACACCAACGACCUCUUUGGUAGCAUGAGUGUGGGGAAUAGUGUGGGCAACCUUCCAGCUGCUAUGACUCACCUGGGGAUAAGAAACUCCUCUGGUCUCCAGAGUUCUCGAAGUAACCCUUCCAUCCAAGCCACACUCAAGAUGGCGCUGUCCUCAUCCCUCAACAGCCACCCGCAGACGUCUGUGGCCAGUGCGUCUGCUCUUCACCCCACGCUCCGUCUCUUCUCCCUUAGCAACCCUUCUCUUUCCACCACAAACCUGAGUGGCCCCUCUCGGCGCAGGCAGCCUCCGGUCAGCCCUCUCACACUCUCUCCUGGCCCUGAAGCCCAUCAAGGUUUCAGCAGACAGCUCUCUUCAACCAGCCCCCUGAACCCGUAUCCUGCCUCCCAGAUGGUGUCCUCAGAACAGAGCCCACUUUCCUUCCUGCCUGCAGACGCUCAAGCCCAAGUAUCCCCACCGCCCCCUUACCCCACAGCCCAGGAGCUGCCUCAGCCACUCCUGCAGCAGCCCCACAGCCAAGAGGCCCGUGCUCAGCAGCCCCAGGCAGCCCCCUCCCUGACACAGUCGGACUUCCAGCUCCUCACUGCCCAGGGCUCGCCUCUUACCAACUUCUUCCCAGAUGUGGGCUUUAACCAACAGCCCAUGAGGCCCAGCCCUGCCUUUUCUCAACAGGUGCCUUUGGUGCAGCAGAGCCACCGAGAACCACAGGACUCAUGUCACUUGAGACCAAACCCGUAUUCCAACUGUGGGAACUUCCCGAGCCCCAUCCUGACAGAAGAGACAAGCACCAGCCUGUUCAAAGGCCUCAGCGGGGGCCUGUCGGGCAUGCCUGAGGUCAGCCUAGACAUGGACACUCCGUUCCCACUGGAAGAGGAGCUGCAGAUCGAACCUUUGAGCCUGGAUGGACUCAGCAUGCUAAGUGACCCCAGCAUGGGCCUGCUGGACCCCUCUGUGGAGGAGACGUUUCGAGCUGACCGGCUAUGAGCAAAAGACAGUGGAACAGGGGAACUGAAAUGGCCAGAGUAAGCUAGAGUGGAGCCAGCAAGCACCUAGCCAUCAGCAUGGAGGGAGCUGUGCUGCCCAGGCUCGCCAUGAGGUCCCAGCUCAGACAUCAUGGCUUUCCUAGACACAGCUGCACCCUGCCUCUCCAGCCUGUGGCACCGGUUGUACCGCUGCAAGCGGGCUGUUUUGGAGCUUCUGGUGGCCAGGAAACUCACCGUGUCUCCCUUGAUCCUUUUUAUGGCCACCUAGCCAGUCAGUGUGUAAACAUAGGAAGUGCUGUGUAACAGGUAGCCGCUGUAGCGUCGUCAGUACUCGAAACCUGUGGAGGCCUGUGGAUUGGGCUCAGUGUCACACAGCGGUACCAGAGCACCACGAUGCCUUUCUGUCUGACCACCCAGGCCAGGCACUCUGCAGCUGGUGGGUGUUCUGGGCCUAGCCACUGUUCUGCCAGAUGCCUUAAUUAAAAUGAAGACGCUUAACCACCCGUCCCAGGGCAAGCUUUGGUUAGACAAGCAGUGCGGCUUGCUUCCUCCUGGCGCGUGAUCUCCCUCCUGCCGCUCUCCUCUCUGCGCGCCUUUCCUUCGGGAGCAGAGGGAAACUCAUUUGCUCACUGAAAAACCUUCCCUGGAAACAGGGUGAGCCUGAAGAGGACAGUGCUCCUUCUAGGAGACUGAAGGAGGAGGAGGCUACAGGCAUGUCACCUGCGCAGGACGCCCUCCAUCUUGGGCCUGCCACCCUCCAGCCCCACGGAGAGGGCUGCCGGGACUCCUGUCAGUGCAUAGCAGCCGAGCUGCCCUCUUCCUCUCCAGCUCUCUCCGCAGACCCCAACUUUAAUGCAGUUCCCGCUAGACUAAACUCCAAGAGCACAGGGACUGUGCCUCGUUCCUGACCGAGCUCUGGAGCCUACCAAAUGCCUGGUAGGAGUGAGUGCUGUGUAACUGGGUGCGGUACCCAGGCGUGGCGGUGGGAAUGACUUCCAGGCCGUGGGCCAGUCAGAGCUAUAGCUGUGUCUGUUCCCUGCGAAAGCUCAGAGCUUUAACCUUCUCGUACCGGUGCCUUCCAAGUCAUACUCACUUGAUUAUGCCUUAACACUAGCUGACCAGAUCUGUCACUAGGCUCAUCACCCCUCCUCCUCGGCAUUAUGGCCCCCAGCAGCUAGGUGGGAAUCAUCCAGCGCGUGCAUCCGGAAUGGCCCAUCACACCAAACCUCCUAAGGGUGGGACACCUGGCGCCCUGACUGGGCCCCACAGCAAAAUCUUCCCACUCAGACCCAUGGUUUUUUGUUUUUGUUUUUUAAUUUUCUAAAUUGCCUAAAAUAGAGGUACAUAUUCCAAGGUUAAGAAACAAGGCCUGAUUCACGGGACUCUUGUUAUUCGUUAACGCCUUAUCACACAAUAAUCUGAGCAGAUUCUACUACCACCUGCCUCCCAGCUGGUGGAGCCCACACAGCACCCAGGGGAGGAGCCGGGCAUGAGGAGGUGGGGGCGGGGAGGACCCGAAGGAGAAUCUUUGUUGGACAGCUGCUGUACUUCCAGAAGACACGGGGCUCUGGUGAGGCUCAGUGACUGUCCCAGCCCGGAGGGCAAAGAUGAAACAAAGGCCGGCACGUCUGUGCCUACGGCAAGAGGGGCCUUCCCUCUGACAGGAAGCUGGCCCCUGCACCUCUCCACACUUGCCCACAUCUUUUCUUCUUAGGCCCCCUUUAUGGGUCUCCAAACAACCCUGACGGUGCCAUGCUGCACUUUCCUCGAAGCCCCAAGAAUUCCGUGCUCCUAUUUACCUCAGUCUCUGCCGUUUAAUUGGGAAACCAAAUUAGAAUCCUCUUUACCCAAUUCCACCCCCGAAGAUGCCCCUGGCCUCUGCUUGCGAGUCCUGUUCCUAGCGAAAACUCUCAUAGGCUUGAUGCCUGAGGUCCCCCAGAGGGGUGACAAGUUAAAGCUUUCAGUCUCUGUGCUGCCCAGCACCCCAGCCUACUCGCCCACAGAAGCUGGUCCCUGUGUCGGAGGCCCCUGAGGCGGGGAUCGGUGCUGGGGGAAGAGUCUAGAGAAAGGGGGCCUCAGCACAGGCUGCCCUCUGCUUUGUGCCUUAUCCGGGGGAUCAUCGCAUCAGGGGAGGGCCUGCCUUGUAGCAGGAGUUCCCAUAGCCCCGUGCCCUGAGCUGCCCUGCCCUCCAGCUGCUGGGGACACUCUGGCUGUGGGACACAGCACUGAGUCUUAGGCCUGUCAGCCUGGCCUGGCCACGUGAGACGCUUUAAGCCGCUGGAAAGCCUACUCCGUCUAGAUGCUGUCGAGGACCCCGGGACGGCGUCUCCGCACCCCAGCCAUGUAAGCCUGCCCUCGCUGCUGCCUUUGUGACAGUCGUGUCUUAGGCCUCAGCGCUGCAGCAGCUACAGGCUUUCCCCGGACCUGCUUGUCAGUGUUUUCACUUUGUCACACCCGCUGUACUCGUUUCAGUACAGCGGUUGUGGGUUUGUAGGAUGUGAGUGUGAAGAGAAAUGUUUUCAUUGUGUCAAGAUCAGUUCUCUGCCCUGCUCCCCUUCUCCUAAGUGUACUGUGUCUUAUCUGAACCGAGAGGUCGUGUAUUCACGCCCAUGCGCGUAUCUGAAGACAUUUCCUGCUGGGACUCUCCAGGGCUCUUCUGAUCUAUGCACAGAUGGUUCCCAGCAUUUCCACUGCUCCAGGACGGGCCAUCCCAGCAGCUAAUCAGACUUCCUGCCAGUGUCCUAACUCCCGGCCCUUUGUUAAGCAAUAUUGAGAGAUUGGACUUUGUAUAAAGUAGCUUCCAAGUUUCAUAAUGUAUCAUUUUACAUCUUUCGUAAUUAAAAGCAGCACAAUAUGGUUGUA